This is a messenger RNA of Nycticebus coucang (slow loris), 10883 nucleotides long. Its product is annotated as vitamin D 25-hydroxylase. NCBI's taxonomy places the organism in Eukaryota, Metazoa, Chordata, Mammalia, Primates, Lorisidae. The transcript has 5 exons. Gene Ontology annotation, molecular function: oxidoreductase activity, acting on paired donors, with incorporation or reduction of molecular oxygen, reduced flavin or flavoprotein as one donor, and incorporation of one atom of oxygen; iron ion binding; heme binding. Bases 700 to 1860 code for a protein of 386 amino acids. Gene Ontology annotation, biological process: xenobiotic metabolic process. Gene Ontology annotation, cellular component: intracellular membrane-bounded organelle; cytoplasm. The record is from RefSeq and is a predicted model, not a curated record.
GCUAGCUGCGCUCUGAGGAAAAUCCGCUUCCCACGUCAGGAACGGAAUGUCCUAGACGCAGCGUCCCCUGCAGGGGGCGCCCCGCCCCAAAGGGUGCCCCAUUCCGGGCCUGCGCCGUGGGACGCUGGGACCCACUUUCCCGCCACCGAGGGGCGGGCUGGCGCGCGGCGGGCUAGUGCUACUGCGCCUGCGCCUGCGCCCUGGGGCCCGCGGGCAGCGCCACCGCGUGGGCCCCGACGGGCGUCCGCCCUCGGCCCCGCGAGUCGGCCUGAGGCCGCACGGGGCGUUCUGGGUUCUAGUACCGAGUUAAUGGUCAGUAUAGGCUGUUCUUCGGUGUUAGCAAGUGACGAAUGACUGGUCUGGGCGUUUGUGUGAGGACUGAGAGAGAACGCAGGUGAACUCCCAGGCCGAGAAGUGGGUUCUGGUAAACGGUUGUAAAAGUGUGAAGGGAUUAAUGGCUCAGACCGGUGCGGGAGUCCUGACCCGCCAGGAACGCCCUUAUAGCAAAUGCUGACCUACUGUGUGCCAGUUUCACUGCCAACUUGUUGACUCAUUUUAAACUCACAACCACCCAGUGAGAUCUUCAGUUUAGAUCUUGGAGGCAUAUCAACUGUGGUUCUAAAUGGCUAUGAUGUAGUAAAGGAAUGCCUUGUUCAUCAAAGUGAAAUUUUUGCAGACAGACCAUGCCUUCCUUUAUUCAUGAAGAUGACAAAAAUGGGAGGCUUACUCAAUUCCAGAUAUGGCCGUGGAUGGGUUGAUCACAGAAGAUUAGCUGUAAACAGCUUUCGCUAUUUUGGAUAUGGCCAAAAGUCUUUUGAAUCUAAAAUCUUAGAAGAAACCAAAUUUUUCAUUGAUGCUAUUGAAACAUACAAAGGUAGAUCUUUUGACCUUAAACAGUUAAUAACAAAUGCUGUUUCAAACAUAACAAAUCUGAUUAUUUUUGGACAACGAUUCACUUAUGAAGACACUGAUUUUCAGCACAUGAUUGAGUUAUUUAGUGAAAAUGUGGAACUAGCUGCUAGUGCCUCAGUCUUCCUGUAUAAUGCCUUUCCAUGGAUUGGCAUCUUACCUUUCGGAAAACAUCAACAGCUGUUUAGAAAUGCAGCUGUCAUCUAUGAUUUUCUCUCUAAACUUAUUGAAAAAGCUUCAGCCAACAGAAAGCCUCAGAUACCUCAGCAUUUUGUUGAUGCAUACUUAGAUGAGAUGGAUCAAGGUAAAAAUGACCCAUCAUCUACUUUCUCCAAAGAAAACCUGAUCUUCUCAGUGGGUGAACUCAUAAUUGCUGGAACUGAAACUACAACCAAUGUGCUACGGUGGGCAAUUCUUUUCAUGGCCCUUUAUCCUAACAUUCAAGGACAAGUUCAGAAAGAGAUUGAUUUAAUUAUGAGCCCCAGUGGGAAGCCUUCUUGGGAUGACAAAUGCAAAAUGCCUUAUACUGAGGCGGUGUUGCACGAAGUUUUAAGAUUCUGUAAUAUAGUUCCAUUAGGGAUUUUUCAUGCAACCUCUGAAGAUGCAGUUGUACGUGGUUAUUCCAUUCCUAAAGGCACAACAGUAAUUACAAAUCUUUAUUCUGUACAUUUUGAUGAAAAGUAUUGGAAAGACCCAGAAGUGUUCUAUCCUGAGCGAUUUCUGGAUAGCAGUGGAUAUUUUGACAAGAAGGAAGCUUUGGUUCCUUUUUCCUUGGGGAGAAGACACUGUCUUGGAGAACAGCUGGCUCGGAUGGAAAUGUUCUUGUUUUUUACAGCAUUGCUUCAACGAUUUCAUUUGCAUUUUCCGCAUGAACUAGUUCCAAAUCUAAAGCCUAGGUUAGGCAUGACAUUGCAGCCCCAACCCUACCUCAUCUGUGCUGAAAGACGCUGAAAGUACAUGAACAUUUGGGAAUACAAAUAUGUGUUUACCUCACCCCUGAGCCUUGUUUAAUCAAUAUGUGUGUUUGGAUGAAAGUCACAGCAUCAUAAAGCCAAAUGAACACAGAUAUGUCUUAAAAACAAUACUAGUGGAAUAACAAGCACUAGUUAUGGUUUUUCAAGCUUGCAUGGCUUCUAAGGUGGAAUUCCCUGUUGAGGAACACAAAGGUACAAAUGACAUGUGUUGCUUAAGACUCCAAGAAGGGCCUUGAAUGCAGUCAGCAGUGCCUCUUGUUUAGUACCAGGUAUCUCUCAUCCUUAUUAACUUUGUCUGGCUUCUGCCCUAGGGAGCUUUCAUUAUAGAUGCCAGUUCCCUUCUGAUUAGGUAUUGUUAUUAAUAGUCUGUGUGGUACUAGUCCAGUUUAAUAGAGGACUAAACAAGAAAUUAAAACCUAAAUUAAUGGAUAUGGACUACAGAGGUAUGUUAGAUAUGGUAGCAAAUGAUAAGAGAAAUAUAUAUUUAAUUUAGAGCCUGCUAGUGCUCUCAAAUCUUGCCCUCUGCUGUAUCUUCAUGAGAACAGUAUCAUUCUUAUGAAUGAGGUCCUCUGAGCAUCCAUGCUUAUAGCAGCAGUUUGGUACUUAGGAAAUUACAAUAAUGUAUUUACAAUAAAAAUAGCAGAUGGCUAUUGAUUCAUCAUAGGCACAGACAUUUUCCCUGAUACCACUUCCUUCUAAAACCAGUCCCACUUCCCUCUACCCCCAAACUGGACUAUAUUAUCGUUAUAUUGUUCUUAUGAGCAUGUAAUUGUAUAUGUUGAAUUCAUAUUAGUAUGGAGCACAUUAGAUAUUUAUUUUUCCAUUCUUGCAAUACUUUACUGAGAAGAAUGUAUUUCAGCUCCAUCCACGUAAAUGUAAAAGAUGUAAAGUCUCCAUCUUUUUUAAAGGCUGAAUAAUAUUUCGUAGUAUACAUAUACCACAGUUUGUUGAUCCAUUCAUGGGUUGAUGGUCACUUAGGUUGCUUCCAUGAUUUGGCAAUUAUGAAUUGAGCCACAAUAAACUUUCUAGUGCAGAUGUCUUUGUGGUAAAAUAAAUUUUGUUCUGGGUAGAUACCUAGUAAUGGGAUUGCAAGGUCAAAUGGAAGGUCUACUUUUAGAUCUUUGAGGAGUCUCCAAACUUAUCUCCAAAAAGGCUGUAUUGGUUUGCAAUUCCACCACCAGUGUCAAAGUGUUCCCUUCUCUCCACAUCCACGCUAGCAUCUGCAGAUUUGGGACUUUGUGGUGUGCUAAUCUUGCUGAGGUUAGGUGUUAGCUUAGAGUGGUGUUGAUUUGCAUUUCUCUGAUGAUAUGGGACGGUGAGCAUUUCCUUAUGUGUUUGUUUGCCGCUCGUCUGUCAUCCUCAGAGAAGUUUCUGUUCAAAUCUCUUGCCCACUUAGAGAGAGGGCUGUUUGUACUUUUCUUAUUGUUUAAUUUGAGUUCUCUGUAGAUUCUAGUUAUCAGGCCUUUGUCAGAUUCAUAACAUGCAAAAAUCUUCUCCCAUUCCAAAGGCUGUCUAUUUGCUUUGUUUGUGGUACCCUUAGCUGUGCAAAAGACUUUUAGCUUUAUCAAAUCCCAGUAAUAUAUUUUUGGUGUUUCUGCAAUUGCUAGGGGUGUCUUCAUCAUAAAGUUUUUUCCCAGGCCAAUAUCUUCAAGUGUUUUGCCCACACUCUCUUCUAUCAUUUUUAUUGUUUCAUGUCUUAAAUUCAAAUCUUUUAUCCAACAAGAAACCAUUUUUGUCAAUGCUGAGACUGUAUGAGUCCAAUUUUCAGUCUUCUACAUGUGGAUAACCAGUUCUCCCACCACCAUUGGUUAAAAAGGGUUUAUUUUCCCUAUUGCAUGUUUUUGUUAGGCUUAUCAAAGAUUAAAUGACUAUAUGUGGCUGGGUUCAUCUCUAGAUUUUCUAUCCUAUUCCAAAGAUCUACUUCUCUAUUUUUGUGCUAGUACCAUGCUGUUUUGAUCACUAUAGCCUUGUAAUAUAACCUGAAAUCUGGCAACAUGAUGCCUCCAGAUUUGUCUUUAUUUCCAAGAAGUGUAUUUGCUGUUUGGGGUUUUUUCGUGGUUCCAUAUGAAUUGAAGUACUAUUUUUUCAAGUUCUUUAAAGUAUGACAUUGGUGCUUUGAUGGGGAUUGCAUUAAAUCUAAAGAUUGCUUUGGGUGGUAUGGACAUUUUAACAAUGAUGAUUCUUCAUAGCCAUGAACAUAGUAUGUUCUUCCAUUUGUUGACAUCUUCUGCUAUUUCCUUUCUCAGAGUUUCAUAAUUCUCUUUAUAGAGAUCUUUCAUAUCUUUUGUUGAUAUAUUCCCAGGUAUUUCAUCUUCUUUGGUGCAAUUGUAAAAGGAAUAGAGUCCUUAGAUUUUUGUAUAAUUGAUGCUAUUUUAGUAAUUAAUAUUGGUCUAUUCAAGAUUUCUAAAUAUUUCUGGCUGAGUUUUGAAAGGUAUUGUGCUUCCAGAUAUUGGUCCAUCUCCUUUACAUUUUCCUGUUUCUGGGAAUAGAAUUUUUUGUAGUAAUUGUUGAGAAUCAUUUUUAUUUCGGGGGCAUUUGUUAUUUCUCCUUUAUCAUUUCUGAUUGUAGUUAUUAGAGAUCUUAUUUUUCUGUUUGUGGUUUAUCAAUUUUAUUAAUCUUUUCAAAGAACCAAUUUUUUGUUUCACUGAUCUUCUGAAUAAUUCUUUGUUUUCAAUUUCAUUUAGUUCUGCUCUAAUUUUGGUUAUUUCUUUUCUUCUGCUGGGUUUCGGAUUAGAUUGUUCUUCCUUUUCUAAUUGCUUGAGAUGGCCCAUUAGGUUGCUGACUUGCUCUCUUUCUGUUUUCUUGAUGAAAGGCAUCUAAUGCUAUAAAUUUCCCUCAAAUGACUGCCUUUGUAGUAUCCCACAGGUUUUGAUAGUUUGUGUCUUCAUUAUCAUUUUGUUCCAGAAAUCUAAUGAUCUCUUUCUUGAUCUUGUCUAUUACCCAGCUAUCAUUCAGGAUAAGGUUAUUUAGUUUCCAUGAUUUUAUUUUAAUAUGAAGAUUACUGUUGCUGUUGAGUUCAACUUUUAUUCCAUGAUGGUCUGAGAAGAUACAGGAGAUAUUUUUAUUCUUUUGAAUUUGUUGAGGUUAGCCUUGUGACCUAAGAUAUGAUCAAUUUUGGAAGAUGAUCAUGGGCUGAUGAAAAGAAUGCGUAUUUGGUUUUGUUGCGAUAGAUUUGGUUUUGUUCUAUAAAUGUCUACUAAGUCCAUUUGUUCUAGGGUCUUAUUUAAGAGCACUAUUUCUUUGUUUAGUUUCUGCUUGUAGGAUCUGUCUGUCCAAUACUGCCAAUGGGCUGUUAAAAUCUCCAACUAUCACAGUGCAGGAAGAUAUAUUGUUCAGAUCAGUUAGGGUUUAUUUUUAUAUAUCGAGGAGUAUUCAGAUAGGGUGCAUAGAUGUUAACUAUUAAAAUCUCUUCAUAUUGUGUGUUUCCCCUUGAACAGUAUGUACUGUCCAUCAUUGUCUUUCAUUAUUUUUGUUGGCUUGAAUCCCAUUGUAUCUGCAUUCAAGAUUACAACCCCAGCUUUUUUCUGCUAUCCAUUUGCCUGUAAUACCAUUGCCCAUCCCUUCACACUGAGUCUUGUUUUCUUCUUUGAGGUGAGUUUCUUGUAGGCUAACAGAUAUCUGGCCUGAGUUUUUGUCAGCUAACCUAUGGCUCUUUAAAGGAGAGUUCAAACUAUUCACAUUAAUUAAGAAAACUGAUGGAUAUGGCAGAGUUUUGGUCAUCUUGUUUUUCAGAAGUCCAGAGUUUAAUUUUAUGCCUCUCACAUUGUGGAAACUAGGCUUUGUUCUUUAAUUUCUGGGUAGAUUUACUUUGGUGGUGUACCUUCCUGUUGACUGUUACGAAGAAUGGGUCUAUGUAUUGGGUCUAUCUACUAGACCUGUAGAGCUGGUCUAGUCGUGGCACAUUUCUUUAGCAUGUUGAUGUCUGUGAAGUAUUUGAUUUCUCCAUCACAAAUGAAACUCAGUUUAGUAGGAUAUAGGAUCCUGGGCUGGAAAUUGUUUUGUUUAAGAAGGUUGAAGGUCAAUGACCAUCCUUUUCUGACUUGGAAAGUUUUGGCUGAAUGAUCUACAGUCAUCCUUUGCUUUUCCCUUUGUAAGUAAUAACUUUUCUUAUGCCUGUCUGCUUGCAGAAGUUUCUCCUUUUUGUUAACAUUGGCAAAAUUAAUUACAAUGUGUCUAGGAGAUGCUUUGUUUGUAUUGAGUCAUGCUGGGGUUCCUAAACUACUAUCUGAAUUUCUGGGUCUCUUGUAGUACUUGGGAAAUUCUCUGCCAUAAUGUCUUAGAGCAGAGAAUUUGUGUCUUUGGGACCAUCUUCUCUUCAGGAAUCCCUAUAAUUUGGAUAUUUGAUUUCUUAGAAUGAUCCCAUAAUUCUCUCUGGGAAUAUUCUGUUCUUUUUCUCCAUUUUUCUGCCUCUUUGAAUGCUUAGGAUGGUUCAAAAGUCUUGUCUUCUUUAUCUGAGAUUCUUUCUUCACACUGAUCAACUCUAUUUCUUAGGGGCUCUAUUGUAUUUUGAAGCUCCUCAAAUACCUUUUUCAAUUCCCUAAGCUCUGCUAUAUCUUUCUUCAUUAUGUCCAUAUCCUUGGUGACUUUGUCUUUGAAUUCAUUAAUUUCUUGAGACAACUUCUGAACUAUUUUUUGGUUCUCUGUUUCCAUCUUUUCCUCUAUUCCAAUUAUCUUAUUUGCCAUUCAUAUUUUAAAUUCUAUUUCUGACAUUUCAGCAAUUUUUCUGUGGAUGGAAUUUUCUGAUGUAUUUUCUUUGACAUCCCCAGAAAGCGUGAUUUGCUCUGAUUUUUCAUGUUGCCAGACUUCUGCUGAUUCCUCCUCAUGAGUAUUUUCAGCAUCCUUUUUCUCUUUUAUAAUAUGUUAAUUUUACGUUUUUAGUUAAAUUGAUAGAUCAUCCCUGAUGAGUCCAAUUGUCACUGUUGCAGAGCCACUACCACACUAACAAAGGCAGACAAGCAGUGAAUCUGCAGCCCCAAUGUCUCCAGGGGGACAAGAAUCCAUAGAUAGUCCUGAGUUCUAGGCCUAGAGUUCUAGUCCUAGAUAGGCCUAGAGUUCUAGUCCAAGUUGCUUUGCCAGAACUGGCUCUAUCCACCAAGUCAAGGUCACAAGGCUGCCCAGCCAACUGCACUGGCCCAGAAUUUAGGAGAGAUGCUUAUGCUCUGGGUAUCAUCCAGCCAGUUGAGCACUGAGGGCUGCAGCUUUGUGGACAGUGUAGGCCCAAAACUCAGACAAAGUUGCUCAGGCACUAGACACUACCUGCCCAGUCAAGCUGGGGAUAAAGGGGGAGAGGGACUGCUGCCCAGAAGGGGGUGCAAGUCUAAAGUUCAGAUAAGAGUCACUCAGGCACCAGGCCCUGCCCACCCAAAUGAGUUCAGAGAGCCUCCACCAGGUAGAGAGUACUAAUCCGAAAUUCAAUCCAAAGUCGCUUAAACUUUGCGCCCCACAACCCAAUUGAUCUCAGAGAGCCCCGCCUGGUGGAGACCAGAGGUCCAAAGUUUAGUCUGAAGUCACUUAGACACCAACCUGCCCAUCCAAUCAAGCUCAGAGAGCUAUGCAUGUAGAGGGGGCAGGUCCAAAGUUCAGUCAAAAGUCAAGGUCAUUUAAGCACUGGCCCUGCCCACCCAAUGGAGCUCAGAAAUUGUCCUGACCAGCAGAAAACAUAUCUGCCUGAGAAUUUCUGAGGAGCUGGAGAUGGGUAUUUCACCCUCUCCCCACCAAAGUUUGGACUACAGUGCUACUGUUCUAUGCUGCAGGUUGGUGACCAGCAGACUUCCAAGCUUCUCGGUGAGCUCGCUAAACACUCCAGACUAUAGGGGGCAGUCCCUCUGGCAACUAGGGUGGGGGAAGGGCGACCUAUUUGCAGGGAAAAUAUUUGGUCUUUUAUGCCAGAGUGAAGCCUAGUCUCAGGGGUGAGACCUCAAUAGUUAAGGAGGACUAGGACUUAGCGACUGCUGUCCUGUGGGGUAAGGUGAGCAGACUUUUGAAUCCUGUUUGCUGGCAGGCUGGUUGCCUACUGUUGAACUCCUGUUUGGGGGAAGAGGUCUCCUUUCCUCUGGGAGCUCAGCUCAUACUUGUUUUUCUUCUAUUUUCUUGUUUCUGUUGCUUAAUUCAGCCUAGGUAAUGUGUACCUCAAACAGUCCUCUCGGUGAGGAGAUCGUCACAUUAUGCUUGUAUCCACUUCAGUCGAGUAUCUCUCUCUCUGGGCAUGAGCCUCUGGCAAAAGCUGCUUCUAGUCAGCCAUGUUCCCACAAUUCCCCAUGAACUGAAACUUUUCAGCAUCAUGUAUUGACUGUCUAUUCCUAAUAAUGCUUUUCAUCUUAAAUAUCUGCUUUACUACAAUUUAUAUGGGUAUAUUUCUUUGGGAACUUGCUUUCUAUAUUUUUUUCCAUUGCUUUCCUUCAGCUUCUUGAUGUUUUUAUAUUUAAUGUGUCUACUGUCAAUAGCAUAUUCACAUAUUGCUGAAAUAUGUUUGAGAAGCAGUAUGGCUAAAUGGGAAAAAGCACUGACUUAAGCCAGACUGCCCACAUUUGAAUUUUAACUCUACCAUGUACUAGCAGUGUUUCUACAGGCAAGGUUCUGUUCCUCAAUUUCCUCCUCUGCAGAACAGAAAUAAUAAUACUUACCUGAAAAUACUAUGAUGAUGAAAUAUAAAUAUAUACAUAUAAAAAUCACUAGAACAAUGCCUACUACAUUAUAAGUAUGUACUCUAGAAAUAUUGGCUAAUUUAAAACUCCUGUCAGGCAAGUUAAGUCUAUUUAUACUUAAUGUGGGUAUGGAUAUUUUAAAAUUUGUUCCUACCUUGCCUUUUUAUUUCUAUUUGUCAUAUUAUUGUAUGAUUCUUUUUUCUCAUUAUUGCAUCUUUAGUUUUUUGUUUUCUUAUUUUUCCCCUCUACUAAUUCAGAAGUUUUACACAUUAUUAUUAUGCUUUUAGUAGUCUUCUUGAAGUUUUGGUGACCUCCAUAAUAUAGCAAGAAUAGAUCACCUCUCUAGCAGGAGCGUUGAUACAAAAUAGACGAGCUAUAGAUUUACUAUCUGCUAACCACAGAGAUACUUGUUUUCUUAGGAGAAGGAUGUUUUGUUUUGUUUGUUAACCACUCACAAAAUAUUCAAACCAACAUCCAAAACACUUUAAACAGAGUCAAUACUCUUUUUUUUUUUUUUUGGUUAGGCAGGCCUGGGCCUGGUACAUGGAGCUGGCUCUCUAACCAAUGAGUCAUGGGUGCCCAGCCCAGAGUCAAUACUCUUAAUGAACAAAGAACUUCUGGAGAAUUUCAUUGGUGAGAUUUCAAACUCCAUAUGUGGUCAAGGUUCUCUUAGUUAACAUUUCUUAGGACACCUAGUGGCUUUACUUUAGCACUCAUUUUUGGACUUGCUACUUAGAUAAUGUGCAUACAAAGAUGAAUUUGAUCCUUCCCAUUUCACUCCAAUGAAAUUUACUCUGACUUUCAAGACCAUCUGAUUUCAGCCCCUCCCUCUUAACAACUUUCAACUGGACUCUCAGGUAAGGGCAACUCUACUACUCUAAGGUAACAGGAAGUAGUUACAGAAAAUAUGACCAUUAUCCAACAUUAGUCUGUUGAUAAAAAUAACAAUUGUAACCAAAGGAAGAGUUGACUGAAAGGAUAGCAUUGCUGGUAUAUCAUCUAAAAAAACAUGAAACCAUCAUUGUACACAAUAGUGUCCUGGCCCCAUUGCUUGCUUCUUGCUUGACCACUUGUAGCUUAGCUUGUGCUUGACCACUUGUAGCUUAGCUUGUUUUUUAAAGUGCUUGUUUUUCAGAACUGAAAGAGUCAAGAUGACAUAUAGAAUUUAACCAUGACAGUGACAUUUGGUUGUGAGUCCUUAUUUGGUUUAUGUUAACAUGAAAGAAUCUAGAAAGCCUAAGUUGGUGAUAUUUCUCUUAAAAUAGGUUCUGCAUUUCCUUUGGCUGGCAGCCAAGGGGGACUAAACUGAGGUCACUUUGGUCCCCUCAAGGUCCCCAGCUUAAUUAAGAAUUAAGAGAUUCUGCUCCUUCACUUUGUUAUAGGCCUAUCAUUCAGACUCAUUCAGUUUUAGGCAUUGAGUAACUUUCAGUAUGUAGAUGUAGUUUAGCACUUAAAGCUCCCAUUUGGUUUCUAUUUUCUUUUUUUAUUUAAACCCUUGGAGAAUUCUCUUAUUUCUGUGAACCCAGCAAUGUACACAGUUUUUCUGUGAUGGCAAGGUCCUUUAUCUAAUCUACCAGAAACUUAAAUCUCUCAUUUAUACUCUCUAAUCUACUAUCAUCUGGCUUCUGUCCCCAUCACUCCAUUGAAACUCCAUUUGCAAAUGAAAAAAGUAACAUCUUUGUUCUUAAAAAUCAGUGGUAAUAUUUUCAGAUCUCACAUUAUUCCAUCUUUUAGGCAACAUUUGACAUUGCUUAUUAUUUUGCCUUCUUUAGAGACCUUACUUUGGUUUUUGUCACAUUUUGGUCUUCCUUUUCUUCCGCUCUUUAUAGCCACUUGGUCUUAAGACUCAUUUUCCUCUUUCCAGUCUUUAAAGGUUAGUGCUUCUCAGAGUUCUAACCAAGUCCAACUUUUCUAAUCACUAUGCCAAAAAUUAUGAGUAAUCUGAUUUCACCCUAUGGUUUCCAUUAUCAGUUAUUUGCUGUUGACUCCCAAAUCCAUACCUUUAAUCCAUAUCUUUCUUUUAAAUUCUACAUCUGUACUAAAAUUUACUUGGAUGUCACAAGCUCCUUAAUCUCAAUUUGCUCCGAUCUGAAUUCCUCUCUUCACUCUUUGCCACAUUCAAAAUCAAUUCCUUCUUUGAUAUACCCCAUCUCAGUGAAUGACAUUGAUAGUUGUCCAAAUCAGAAAUCUAGGAGUCAUCCUCAUCAUUUCUUUCCUACCAUUGUAGUAAUUAAUCACCAGAGCAAUUGAUUCUGUAUCUUAAAUCUCAUCCAUUAACUUCCCCAUUGUCCUAUAAUCUAUUCAAGACCACUAAGAUCUCCCUAUGUCUAAAUCUUGCUAUUUCCCUAUGUCUAAA